This is a messenger RNA of Mercurialis annua (annual mercury), 906 nucleotides long. RefSeq names its product protein RKD1. Gene Ontology annotation, molecular function: DNA-binding transcription factor activity. Lineage: Eukaryota; Viridiplantae; Streptophyta; Magnoliopsida; Malpighiales; Euphorbiaceae. The coding region runs from base 1 to 906 and encodes 301 amino acids. The transcript has 4 exons. The record is from RefSeq and is a predicted model, not a curated record.
AUGGCCGCUGCUUCACUUCUUCAGAGCUGUUCCGGAUAUGAAAUAGUGCCCAUAGACGACCCGUUUGAGUUUGAGUUUUCAAAUCAAUUCCAUUAUUCUGAUUUUUGUGGGAGUUUUUAUAUGAAUUGGCAAACGGAUUUGUCUAUUCAAGAAAGUUAUCUCGACGUAUGUCCAUUAAUGGAGAGCUACAAUAUUAUCCCUGGAUUCCCUGAUGAUCCUUUGUAUGCAUCAUUGGAUAUUGAAGUAUUUAAUUCAUUACUGUGGUUAAUUUCAGAUGAUACGAGUGAAGUUUGUGGUUGGAACGAGUUAGGAUCUUUAUUUCAGCCGCAGAAUCGUCAAAUGCUUCUUUUAUGCGACAGUACUACAACCGAUAGUGCUCGAGAGUUGAAGAACAGAAAAUGUAAAGAAAAGGAAAAUAAAAGUAUUACCAAAGAUUUAACGCGACAAGUAAUCUCAAAAUAUUUUUACACGCCGAUUACUCAAGCCGCCAAAGAACUCAACGUCGGGUUAACCCUUUUGAAGAAACGAUGCAGAGAAUUAGGUAUCAGACGAUGGCCUCAUCGGAAGCUGAUGAGCGUCCAAACGCUCAUAAAAAACGUUCAGGAAAUGAAGAAGGUGCAAGGGGACGAUAAUGAGGAGAGAGUGAGAGAAGCAAUUGAAAUAUUGGAGAGGGAGAAGAAAUUAUUGGAGGAAAUGCCAGACAUGGAACUGGAACAUACGACGAAGAGGUUACGACAGGCUUGUUUUAAGGCAAAUUAUAAGAAGAGGAAGCUUAUGAGUGUAAUGGAUAGUGCUUCUUCUUCUUCUUCUUCUAGUGGCAGCAAUGGAUGUUUUGAUGAGGAUGAUGAAGAGAUUAAAUUCCUUUUGAAUGAGCCUUUUUCUCAUGCUAAUAAGUUGAUGUUUUGA